This is a messenger RNA of Sphaeroforma arctica JP610, 1495 nucleotides long. RefSeq lists its product as hypothetical. NCBI's taxonomy places the organism in Eukaryota, Ichthyosporea, Ichthyophonida. The coding region runs from base 63 to 1076 and encodes 337 amino acids. The record is from RefSeq and is a predicted model, not a curated record. The transcript is spliced from 3 exons.
CAGGUUGCCUGGCUCUGCUCUUGUCAAUUGUCAUUAUCUCAUUCGACCUAUAUAAUGGGGCCAUGUCUCAGUGCUGGCUCAACUUUGGUGUGCUUCUCUGGCUGUCGGGCAAUUUCGUAUGGAUGGUUGGAGAAUUUAUAGUGGAGAAUCCUCAGCAUUUCCUUAGCGGAGAUGCUGAAACCUUUGAAGUUAGAAGUGGCCAGAUAUUCGAAGAGUGUACUAGUAUCGCUGUGCCUUUCCUCAUUGCUGGGUGUGCAUGGCUCGGCUUGUACUAUAUUGUCCGAAUGUUCCGUCAAGUACCCUAUUUCAACAGAUUAGACCGCUUCACACUCCGACAGAACGAAAAUAUGCCCAUGCCCCGAUUCUCUCUCUUUUUCCGCGACUAUUCCGAAUAUGCGAUGGCUUACACAUUUUUCUGGUGCUUGAAGGAUCUACUGUGGGCUAAAUUUAACAUCAUUGGCUAUGGUUUGGUGUUUGUACCCACACUGCUGAUAUUUAUAGACCUCGUCUACAUCACCGCCACACACCGUGGUCAGUUUAUAGAGUUCUUCCAUAAUCUAAUUUGCCUGGUGUGGCUGGUAGCGAACUUGUUGUGGGCGAUAGCUGAGCUCGUCAUACCUGACAAAAGCGUGCCAUUCGAGACUCGAAUGAUAUACUGUUGGCCUAAGACAUGGACUAGUGAUUCACGCUUGUAUUUGAGGUGUGCCGUGGGGUAUCUAUUCAUGAUUGCACUUGUGUUAGUGUGCCUGUUCCAUCUCAUGUGGAUAUGCAUGACCUUCAGCGGACGUUUAGCAACACAAGACAUACAAAUGUACUACUACAGUAGCGAUGUCGGUCCCGGUGCAGGUUCGCAUAUGGCUGGUAGUGAUUUGUACAACGCAGAUGCCGACUCCAUCUUCUCGGGGGCCUUAGGAGCGCUCGGCUUGGAGUCGGGCAUCAAUCUCACCACAAUCGACCGACAUAUGGAGUCGGGCAUCAAUCUCACGACAAUUGACCGGCAUCCCGAUACCAGCUGGGGGGAGAAGUCGCAGUUAGAAGCUCAAAAUAAUAGGCCGUCAAAGUCGACCGCUGUGUAGCUGGAGAACCACUCGGUAACACCCAUAAUUUUAGUCAAAGAGUAACAUUAGCGAGUUACCAGUGUGCGUUAUGAAGAUUUUUGUAAACUUCAUAGCAGAACGUAAAUUGAUGCGAAACCAAGAAACCUUCGCAGAUGACAGGCCAAGACCGUGCGUUGCCGUGGUCAAAAGGACUCCCGGAGAAAAGAUCAUCACAGAAGAGCAUAUGACCUCAAGGUGUAAGCAUCUACUCUAGUGUUACAUGAAUCUAUAUCCGGUUUCGAGCAAGCGAAAGUGCUGGUGCAACCGCCACCCGAACAAUCUAGGGUGUGCUUCUGGCGGUAAAGAGCAACGACAAGGUCUGCAGUUCGAGUAUUACUGCUAAAAGCCUCUACACCAUCAACGUACAAGUAACCAUGAACACAAAAAUGAAAACUUAG